AGGCGACAUCGACGCGUCGUAUUUCCUUAGGGUACACGUGUAUUAGUGUACACGUGCACUGAAUACGGACGAAUUGGAUAAUACGCCGUGGUGUUUAGGUCUGGAAUAAUGAAAUCUACUGAUGUUUUCUUCGGAUACCUGUAUUUUUCUAUCUUUGGCUGUGUUGUGGCUAGAUUAGGAGACAGAUUCUCGUCACUGUCUUCGCUAAAGGAAUGGGUGGACCCCCACCCCCUACCGGGUUGUGUGUUGGGUAACGAACAUUACCGUCUAAAAGAGAAAUUCAGUCCACCAAUAGAGCCGUAUGGGAGAAUGAACUGCCUUAUAUGUCAGUGUAUUCCGUUGAUGAGGAAAGGGAUUCUACAUCAUUACGGGAAAGUGCGAUGUGUCAAAAUUGAGAAUGAAUGUCCGUUACCGAACUGCCCUAAUCCAAUUCUACUUCCGGACAAAUGUUGCAAGUCAUGUCCUGGAGACACAGUGACGUUUGAAGACAAAUAUUCCCUUCUUCCGGUUGAUCUGGAAGCGGAAGUGGAUGCGGCGCUUACCGGAGACGGGAAGACGAUCGAUAAAUAUAAAUCAAAAAAUUACAUAGCGUUACUGGUGGGUCGGAACGUACCUGGUCGGAUACCCGUAUAUACUAGGGCCGUUGCUGUGGUCAAGCUAAAGGUGACAAACUCGGGCGGAAUCCAGUACACACUGCGACACGAACGAUUAAAUCGACCUAAAUCCAUUCAAAUGAUAGACAGAAACGGAAACGUUCUGAUACAAAAGCGUCUGGAAGCUCCUACAGAUGAUAACAAGUACUGUGGAGAAUGGACCACUUUGCCGCUAUAUUAUUUACGAUAUUUACACAAGAAAGAAAUUGCAAUCACUAUUACAACGUUUUCAUAUCCGAAAGGGGAAGUUAGUGGCAGACCGGAAGUAGAUACACGAAAAAAUCCAGAGACCUUCGGCGCGCUAUUGGUAUCCCCAAAGCUGGACGGUGCCGGCGGGUAUGCAGUUUUGACCUAUGGACUGAAGAAAAAGAGGAUAUCAUAUUCUAUAAUACACGACGGACUGUUUAAUAGCAAGCGUAAACGACAGGAAUAUUUCAUAACAAUCGAAAAGAGAACAAAGAUUUUACAUCAAAAGACACGACGAUCACGACGAAAGAAUAAACUAAGAGGGUUUUGGAAAAGUACUAACAAGAAAAACCGAAAACUUCUGGUACGCGGAAGACUUCGGCUUCGUGUUACAUCGAAAGGAGGCACAAGCAUCAUAGGCUAUAUAAAACCUACGUUCACGUGUGGCACCUACCAAGCUGUGCUUUCGACCGGGGAGUCACUUUAUAAUAGACAGGGACCGUUAGCAAGUGCUGGAUCUGCGAUAUUUGAUGUUCAUGACAACGGGGAUGUUGAUUACAAGAUAAGACUGUUCAACAUGCAAAACGUUGUUACAAGUAUCAGCGUUGAUACUCCUUCGAAGUCUGGGUCUCGAAAUAGUAGAAUAAGGGAUCUUAUGCGGACGUUCGUCAGGAACGGGUCGUCUUAUGACGGUAUGGCUACCGGUAAGCUUUCCAAGUUGAGGGCAAGAGAUAUAGCCUUGCUACAGGCUGGGAAGCUGCAUGUCAACGUGGCGACAAUUGCCAACAGAAUAAGCGUUUUACGGGGGAGUAUUGAGCGGCUGGACCAUCUCAGCCAUGUUGAUAUAUUUCAAGAUCCUCCAAAUAUGCUGAUGUCAUCACUAUCGUCCCCUACUGGGGUUGCUGGCCACACGUGGAUCAACGUGGCUGAUGAUUGUGUAUUACAUUAUCAGAUAGUGUUGUCAGGAUGGCGGGGUCAGGACGAGGACCUCACAGCGCUAAUCACAGGCGACUAUGAUACCACAGUCAGUACUAACGCCAUCUACACUAUUAUUAUUACAGACUUCCACGACGGCAAGGCCCGUGGAACCGUUGCCGAUAUGUCUGAAGAAGUAUUUCUGAGUCUAAAUAGGGGCACGUCCUUCCUUCAUAUUGAGGUUAAGGGUCAACGAAAGGGAGAAAUACGGACUAAUCUUACCAUUCCAAAUAAUUGUUGGCAAGUGUUUAACGACCAAAUACCGGAUGUUUUUGUUGAUGAGUACGGUAAUCCAAUUAUAACACAAAACCCACGCCUCAACUGUAGAUACAACGGCAUUGUAUACAGAGACAGCGACACCUGGAGACAGAACAUCACAUCAUGUGCAACUUGUAUUUGUAAUAGAGGAGAAGUCCAGUGUCAUCCUGUGGUGUGUCCUGAAUUGUCAUGCAUGGUUAAGCGAAUGUCUGAUGACGGUUGUUGCCCAGUGUGUGCAGAGGAACCUCCAGACUAUUACACUGCCGAAUCGGACGUGCCAGCACCUACCAACACCUCGUGCUAUUACCCCGGGGACAAAAGAUGGCAUCCUGCAGGGACACAGUGGUAUCCGUAUGUUCCGCCGUUUGGAUACGUGACAUGUUCCAUAUGUAGAUGUGAGCCUGGUAGUAACUCUUAUAAGUGUGUCCGGAAGGAGUGUCCGGAGCUCGAGUGUCCACGCUCUCAAGCUAUACGACUCAAGGAAACGGACUGCUGUCAGACGUGUCCACAUACUGUUUCAGUGCCACCUGUUUUCCAGGACGUAAUAACCAUUCCCCCUGUUGUACUACCGGAAGUACCGUCACAAAGAGGAUGUUCAGACGAAGUCCGAUCUACAGCACAGUGGAGUCGAGUGCCACCGUUUGGUCUUCGGAAUUGCUAUGUCUGCAGAUGUCGGGGUGGUUCAAUAAAGUGUCGAAUGAAAGAGCGGUGCAAUAAACACAACUGCCGAAACUGUAAAUCUGAAGGAUUGCAAAGUCAACAUGGCUCGUCAAGAAGUAGACACAGACCGGAUCUUACUACUAGAACCACAUUGGGACCUCGGAGAUAGUUAACAUAGGUUAUAUAUAGUUAUAUAUAGAUAUAUAUAUAAAGUAUAGAUGUGUAA
Messenger RNA from Mizuhopecten yessoensis (Yesso scallop), 2958 nucleotides. RefSeq names its product chordin-like. The transcript has 23 exons. Lineage: Eukaryota; Metazoa; Mollusca; Bivalvia; Pectinida; Pectinidae. Gene Ontology annotation, biological process: multicellular organism development. Gene Ontology annotation, molecular function: protein binding. The coding region runs from base 109 to 2901 and encodes 930 amino acids. The record is from RefSeq and is a predicted model, not a curated record.